CAGUGAAUCAAGUUGUGUACGGUGAAGCUUUAAUAAUUUUUUCGUUUCGUUUACAGACUAUAAAUCGAGUGGAUUCUCACUGAAUCUUAGUUCUUACUUUCAUUCCGAUCAUAAAACAUUUUAAUUUUGCUAUUAAAGUUCAUUUUUUGAGUGAAAAAAUUUUAUUUUGUGCAAUAAAAUAAGUGAAAAAAAUGAGAAAUUAAAAAAAUGGAAAAUUUCUGAUGAGUGAAUUAAAAAUGGGUUUUUACACGAAGCUUCAGGAUGCAGAUGACUAAAAUCAUCAAAUAGAAUUUAAACAAAGAAAAAAUAAAGUCACAAAGAAACAGCAAGACAAAAAAAGAUUUCUUUUUGGAGCCACGUUGGACUCUGUAAUGGAGCCGUUGAUAAAACAAAAUAACAACAAAAAUAAUAUUAUAUUUGAUUGUACCACAUACAAAACUACAGCGACGCUACUCAAUGUUAAUCAGCAAACUAUCCAUCAACAUUCCGUAUCAUAUUUAAGCUCAAAGUGGUCACAAAAAGGAGAAGUUCAACAACAAUCAUCGACAAAGCUUAUUGAUGCUGUGCAUCAACAACAGACACGGAAUCAACUGCUAAUUUUAUGAUAAUUACUGAAAUUUUUUUAUCAUUUUUGUUAAAGUGAAAAAUUACUUGAUUUUCAAUUUGUGAAAAAAAAUAUUUUUUUGUGAAGUGUUGAGUGCUUUUACCGAAAAAAAAAUUGUCGGGUAGUAAAAAGUGAAGCCUUGCGGAAAUUGAAAAACAUUCUGCGAACUCAAAAACUCACGUGGAAAAAUUAACAAAAAUUAGCAAUUUUAAAAAUCAUUCGCACGGAAGUUCAUAAGCUUAAAGCAUCAAGUGACAAAUUAUACGUUUUAGUAGGCAAACAUUUGACAUUUACCAAUUCUAAGUUCAUAAAAAGUGACAAAAAGUGAAUCGUGUUGAUUGAUAAAUUAAAUUAACAAGAAAAAUUAAUUAAAGCUAUGGAUAGACCACGACCAGUGAAGAUGAUUGCACCCGACGGUGGCUACGGUUGGGUUGCAACAUUUGGUGUUAGCUUAGUUAAUCUAGCAACACGCUCAAUUGAACCAUCAUUUGGUUUACUUUUUGGAGAUCUCUUGCAAGAUUUAAAUGUUGGUACAACAGGCGCAGCUAUCAUCAUUAGCAUGCUUGACAUUAUGAUGAAUCUUUCAGGACUUUUUGUAGGUCCUCUGCUAAAAGAAUUCUCAUACCGCAAGGUUGCAAUCGUUGGUUCACUUUUAUGUGCAUUAGGACUUGCAUUGACAUCAUCAGCAACCAGUAUGGGACAUAUUCUAGCAACAUAUUCAGUCAUAAAUGGUGUUGGAGUUGGAUUAGCAAUGAGUGCAGCAUUCGUUGCUUUAAACCAUUAUUUUACAAAGAAAAGGGGACAAGCAGUUGGACUGUCUAUGGCUGGAACAGCCUUAGGAAUGUUAAUCAUGCCACAACUUGUGCGACUUUUACUUGAAGAAUUUUCAUUCCGUGGUGCAGUUCUUAUUCUUUCUGGAUUGGCACUUCAUUCUGCAAUUGGAUCUAUUUUACUACAGCCAGUAAAGUGGCACUUGAAGGAAGAAGAGCUUGACGUUGAGAUGAUGGAACAAGAUUAUCCAGCACUGACAAUUAUUCAAGAAGAUGAUGGAGAUGAGGACUCUUUGCCUGAAAUUCAAACUCUUUUGUUUAAUAAUCGUAGGCAUGAAGGACGUGAAAGAAAAAUAUCAGAAAAUAGCAAUAAUAGCUUGAUGUUAUCAAAUGGUGUACCAAAACGUCCAGCAUUUCCUCGUAUAACAAGCUCAAACAACAUGUUACCCAAACGAAUUCCAACGUUACCAAAAAUAACAUCGCAUGCUGACAUGACUCAAAUGAUUCGUAAACGUAAAGAAUCUGUAAUCUCAUCGUUGUCUCAUUUGGAUUUCAGUGGAAGUUGUCUACAAAUUCAUUUGGAGACUGGUGACCGAGACCAAGAAGAAUAUGACUCACAAUUCAUCAGACGUGUCAACACCCACGUCGGCACAUCACUUUAUCGUGAUUCACUCAACUCAUCCUUCAAGAUGAGCAAGGCAGACAUCACUUCAAAGCUUUCAUGUCCAGACUUCAUCAAAGGCUCCGAAGUUGGACUCGAAAUGCCGAAGCCAAAGAAAGCAUCUUUCUGGCGACGUUUUGCAACAUUGAUGGAUAUUGAUUUAUUAAAGGAUUGGACAUAUUUGAACAUUCUCUUUGGAUUGUCGAUAUUUUAUGUCGCUGAGAUGAAUUUUAAAAUGAUUACGCCAUUCUUUCUGGCUAAUCUUGGAUAUUCGAAAGCUGAUACUGCAUAUUGUUUGAGUAUUUCUGCAUUGACUGAUAUUUUGGCUCGUGUUAUUGUUCCACCGAUUUGUGAUAAGACGAAGGUCUCAAAGCGUCUUGUGUUUAUGACUUCUAUAUUUUUUGUUGCAAUUACCAGAUCAGUUUUAGCCGAACAAACUCAAUUUACGAACAUGAUGGUCUGGCUUUGUAUUGCCGGCUUUUUCCGUGGAAUUGCACUCAGCAACUUCACCCUCACCGUCAGUGAAUAUUCAUCACUCGAAAAGUUACCAGCAGCAUUUGGGUGGCACAUGGUCGGAAAAGGAUUGUUUGUUGCUCUGUUUGGACCAUUAAUCGGAGCAAUACGUGAUUGGACUGGAUCAUUUCCCGUUUGUAUACAUUCGCAAAGCGUUUGCAUAAUAAUUUGCAUUCUCGCAUGGGCGAUUGAAUUUUUAUUAAAAUAUCUGAAACGGAAGGAAAAGAAACACGUUCCGAUAGCAAUUAUAGCUGCAUAAGAUAUGUAUGACAUAGUUAAGGAGAAAUCGUCGAAAUAUAUUUUUUUUCUUUCUUUAUAUGAGUGUUUUGAUGAUUGCAUAGCUUUAAGGGACAAUUAUUUCCUUUUCAAAAAUUUCGUGUAAUUUUUUUUUUCUCUUGGAAAUUUAAAAUUUUUUCUUCUCAUUGCAAACUUUUUGAGUUUGAGGCUAGGAUUAAGUAAAUGAAAAAUUUUGGGAGCUUUUUGUUAUUUUUGGCUAUUUUUGUAGCCAUUAAUUUCUGCGAGGCUUUCAAAAUUAAUUGUAAGGUGUCUGGUGGAACAAUUACAGUCAAAAUAUUAAGUUGAAAUCUUAAAAACUUUCUGAUUAUUUUGAAUUUCAAACUCUCAUUAAUAUCUUUUAAAUAAUUUUUAACAAUUGUUAUUUUUCUGAAGUUUGUCCACUAGACUAGCAAUUUUCUAGAAUUUUGUAAGUUGAAGUCGUUUGAAAAAUAGUUAAAAAAAUCGCAAGCUUUUAAAUGGAGUGUCAAAAAUUGAAAUUCAUAAAAAUUAUUUAAUAAUUGAUGGAAGGACUAUUAAAAUAAGAUUAAGUUCUUAUAGCCUUAACAUAAAUAGCAAGUAUUUAGGAUGUAGAAAGUAUAAUUAAAAGAAUAUUAAAUGGCAAAAUGGUAAAGAAUAGACUAACAUUUGAUUAAAUUUUCAGGCUGAGAGUCCAGAUUACUCACGUUUUAUAGAAAAUAUUGGCUUAAAAAUUCAAAGUACCUUAUUGGACAAUAUAAUUCAACAAUUAGAUUAUAUUUUAAAUUUGGCAAGUAAUGAGUUGAAAUCUAGAUUGUUGAUUCUAAUCCUUUAAGAUUCUAUCAUCUAGAUUCUAGACAAAACAAUUGAAAAACAAUAAAAUAUUUUGGAUUAAAUGUUAGAAACAUAUUGGCUGUUUAAGAGAUCAAAAUAAUAAAUUUAAUGUCAAGUAGCCUGAAUGCCAAGAAAGAAAUUUAAAAUCGAUUGAUUGUCUAAUUUUCAAACGACUUCAACAAUUUCUUAAAAAAACAAUAUUUAAAAAUUUACGUAGAAAUUUUGAAAAUUAUAAAAAUUUUAUAAAAAAAAUUAUGUUUAAUUUAAGUAAAAAACAUUUGUAGUUCCUCGUCAAUAGCGUGAUUUCUGUGUUAAUUUUAUGAAUAAUUUA
Chironomus riparius is the source of this 3965-nucleotide messenger RNA. NCBI's taxonomy places the organism in Eukaryota, Metazoa, Arthropoda, Insecta, Diptera, Chironomidae. The record is from the annotation of a GenBank genome assembly.